This is a messenger RNA of Pipistrellus nathusii (Nathusius's pipistrelle), 1074 nucleotides long. NCBI's taxonomy places the organism in Eukaryota, Metazoa, Chordata, Mammalia, Chiroptera, Vespertilionidae. The record is from the annotation of a GenBank genome assembly.
AUGGGCGAUAUGGAUCAAUUCAUAAACAACUUGAAGGCCCAGCUUAAUUCAGAAAGUGGCUCAAUGCAUGUAUUCAAACAGGUCACUGGCUCUGUUCAAAUCAGAGAUCCCCCAAAGACAGCAGCAGGCAGAGGUAAUAUGACAUCUCUACCAUUUCUGGAUGCCAACCCCAUGGAGAACCCAGCACUGUUUAAUGACAUCAAGAUCGAGCCCCCAGAAGAACUUCUGGCCAAUGAUUUCAGCCUGCCCCAGGUGGAACCAGUCGACCUUUCCCUUCACAAGCCCAAGGCUCCUCUCCAGCCUGCCAGCAUGCUGCAAGCGCCAGUCCGCCCUCCCAAGCCACAGCCAGCUCCCCAGACUCCUGUCAUGUCCACUUCGUCAUCUGAUGCAGGCACUUUAGCAAACAUCCCUACCGUUCUGACUCCAGGCCCUAUCCUGGCCUCCUCUCAGGGCACUGGUGGCCAGCAGAUCUUCCAUGUGAUUCACACCAUCCCCUCGGUCGGUCUGCCAAAUAAAAUGAGUGCCCUGAAGACCAUCCCGGUAGUGGUACAACCGCUGCCCAUGGUGUAUACUGCUUUGCCUGCAGAUGCGAACCCUGCAGCCAUUACAGUCCCACUCAUUGGAGGAGAUGGCAAAAAUGCUGGAUCAGUGAAAGUUGACCCCAUGUCUAUGUCUCCACUGGAAGUCCCAAGUGACAGUGAGGAAAGUGCAAAUGAGAGUGGAUCCUUGGCCUUACAGGGACUGCAGCAAGAACCAGCAGCAAUGGCCCAAAUGCAGGGAGAAGAGUCCCUUGACUUGAAAAGAAGACGGAUUCACCAAUGUGACUUUGCAGGAUGUAGCAAAGUAUACACCAAAAGCUCUCACCUGAAAGCCCACCGCAGAAUCCAUACAGGAGAGAAGCCUUAUAAAUGCACCUGGGAUGGCUGCUCCUGGAAAUUUGCUCGCUCGGAUGAGCUCACUCGCCAUUUCCGCAAGCACACAGGCAUCAAGCCCUUCCGGUGCACAGACUGCAACCGGAGCUUUUCUCGCUCUGACCACCUGUCCCUGCACCGCAGGCGCCAUGACACCAUGUGA